Messenger RNA from Ilex paraguariensis (yerba mate), 2937 nucleotides. Lineage: Eukaryota; Viridiplantae; Streptophyta; Magnoliopsida; Aquifoliales; Aquifoliaceae. The record is from the annotation of a GenBank genome assembly.
AUGGCGGGAAACGAUUGGAUAAACAGUUACCUUGAGGCGAUCCUGGACGUCGAUCCAGGAAUCGACAAUGCGAAAUCAUCGUUGCUGUUGAGAGAGAGAGGACGAUUCAGUCCCACUCGAUACUUCGUCGAAGAAGUCAUCACCGGCUUUGAUGAGACCGAUCUUCAUCGAUCUUGGGUUCAAGCUUCAUCGAUUCGGAAUUCACAGGAGAGGAAUACGCGUUUGGAAAAUAUGUGUUGGCGUAUUUGGAAUUUGGCUCGCAAGAAAAAACAGAUUGAGGGGGAAGAAGUUCAGCGUACAAGUAAACGGCACCAUGAACGUGAAAGGGGUCGUAGAGAAGCAACUGCUGAUAUGUCUGAAGACUUAUCAGAAGGAGAGAAAGGGAACUUGGUCAGUGACAUGUCGGCCCAUGGUGAUAGCAUUAGGGGAAGAAUGCCUAGGAUCUGUUCUGUAGAUGUGAUGGAGAACUGGGCUAGUCAACACAAGGAAAAGAAACUUUACAUUGUAUUAAUCAGGCAUGGAUUUCCUUUAGGAUCCUUAUGUCUGGAAGUAUUUUCCAAAAUCUUAUCUGUUUUUCUUCAUGGUUUAAUCCGGGGUGAAAAUAUGGAGCUUGGUCGGGAUUCUGACACGGGUGGCCAGGUUAAGUAUGUUGUAGAGCUAGCCAGAGCCUUAGGCGCAAUGCCUGGAGUUUACCGGGUUGAUUUGCUGACACGCCAAGUAUCAGCACCAGAUGUAGAAUGGACUUAUGGUGAGCCAACAGAGAUGCUAAACCCAGUGAACACUGAAACUUCCAUGCAAGAAAUUGGGGAGAGCAGUGGUGCUUAUAUAAUCCGCAUACCAUUUGGCCCAAAAGAUAAAUAUGUAUCUAAGGAACUCCUUUGGCCCCACAUUCCUGAAUUUGUUGAUGUUGCACUUAGCCAUAUUAUGCAGAUGUCCAAGGUUCUUGGUGAGCAAAUUGGUGGUGGCCAACCAGUCUGGCCUGUUGCAAUUCAUGGACAUUAUGCAGAUGCAGGUGACUCUGCUGCUCUCCUGUCUGGAGCUUUAAAUGUGCCGAUGCUUUUGACUGGCCACUCACUUGGACGAGACAAGCUCGAACAGCUUCUGAAACAAGGGCGACAAUCCAAGGAAGAAAUAAAUGCAACAUACAAAAUAAUGCGGCGCAUAGAGGCUGAAGAGAUAUCGAUUGAUGCUUCUGAAGUGAUUAUUACUAGCACAAGGCAUGAGAUAGAAGAGCAAUGGCGUCUGUAUGAUGGAUUUGACCCAAUAUUGGAGCGCAAACUUAGAGCAAGGAUCAAACGCAAUGUGAGCUGUUAUGGCAGGUUUAUGCCUCGUAUGGUUGUAAUUCCUCCUGGAAUGGAAUUUCAUCACAUUGUUCCGCAUGAAGGUGAUAUAGAUGGGGAAGCAGUAGAAAAUGAAGAUAAUCCAAAGACUCCAGAUCCGCACAUUUGGUCUGAGAUAAUGCGUUUCUUUACCAAUCCACACAAGCCUAUGAUACUUGCCCUUGCCAGGCCAGAUCCAAAAAAGAACUUAAUAACUUUAGUUAAAGCUUUUGGAGAGUGCCGUCCAUUGAGGGAGCUCGCAAACCUCACAUUAAUAAUGGGCAAUCGUGAUGCAAUUGAUGAAAUGUCUGGAACAAAUUCAUCUACUCUUCUUUCAAUUUUGAAGUUGAUUGACAAAUAUGAUCUGUAUGGGCAAGUGGCAUAUCCUAAACACCACAAGCAGUCUGAUGUUCCUGACAUAUACCGUCUGGCAGCAAAAACGAAGGGAUUGACAGCUACUUUGGAGUUGCAAAGUGGGAGAGCAAGGAUGCCUGUUGCUGCAAACAGUCCUUAUCUCCAAUCCCUAGUUUUAUUGGGUGUCUUCAUCAAUCCAGCUUUUAUUGAGCCAUUUGGUCUCACCUUAAUUGAGGCAGCAGCUCAUGGUCUGCCUAUUGUUGCCACAAAAAAUGGAGGUCCUGUUGAUAUUCAUCGGGUUCUUGAUAACGGUCUGCUAGUUGACCCCCAUGAUCAGCAGUCUAUUGCUGGUGCACUUCUGAAGCUUGUUGCUGAUAAGCAACUUUGGGCAAGAUGCAGGCAGCAUGGACUGAAUAAUAUUCACCUUUUCUCAUGGCCAGAGCAUUGUACAGCAUAUCUAGCUCGAAUUGCUAGUUGCAGACCAAGGCAUCCACAAUGGCAAAGAAGUGAUGACGAAUGUCAAAAUUCAGAAUCAGAUUCACCUGGUGAUUCUUUGAGAGAUAUACAGGAUAUAUCUCUUAACUUAAAGAUCUCACUGGAUGGUGAGAAAAAUGAAGGGAGUGGCACUAUUGAAAAUGCUUUAGAUUCUGAAGAAAAUGCCAUUGGUGGGAACAAGCAAAUAGAGAAUGCAGUUUUGACACUUUCGGAGGGCGGGUCCACAGAGCAUGGAAUGAUUAAGUUAUCAAUGUUAAAGAGGAGGAAGUUCAUCUUUGUCAUUGCUGUGGAUUGUGAUCCAAUUUCUGAUCUACUUGGUACCAUCAAAAUAAUUGUUGAGUCCUUGGGGAUGGACAAGAGUGCAGGCUCCAUUGGCUUUAUAUUGUCAUCAUCCUCAACCAUAUCUGAGGUGCACUCUCUUCUGGAGUCGGGAGGCUUUAGUCCUAUGGAUUUUGAUGCUUUUAUCUGCAACAGUGGCAGUGAGCUCUAUUAUCCAUUGUCCAGUUCAGAACACAGUUCUGGGAUUCCGUAUGUAGUAGACUCAGAUUAUUGUUCACACAUUGAUUAUCGCUGGGGUGGAGAUGGUUUGAGGAAAACUUUAGUUCGUUGGGCUGCUUCUAUUAAUGAUAAAAAGAAAGAAGAUGGACAAGUUAUUGCAGAAGAAGACUCAGGAUCUUCAGAAUGCUAUACCUUUAAAGUGAAAAACCCAGCAUUGGUAAUUCUAAUUUGCAUAUUAUUCUCUUUCUCUCUCUCUGUGGAUGCUUUUUAA